GAAGAUAUCGUCCAUUAAUAUGAAUUGAAUGCUACCAAAUUGAUUGAUACUUGGUAAUUGUUUGAAUUAGUUGGUAUUAACCCGCGUGUAGUUCACUUGAUUGAAUGGUGAGAAAGUUGGAAGAAUGUUUAAGGAUCGAAACUUGUAGCAAUCUUGUAUAUCAGAGGUUACGGUCCUCCAUGCAUGUUGGGUUGGAUCUCUCGUGCGCACGGUAUAAAUCUACCAUUAUUGAGGUGACAGAGUCAUCGUGACUUACAAUCUCUCAAAAAUCUUGUAGGACGUGCGGGGCCAUUGGUUUGGGGUUUCAAUAGAAUUGAAUUGGUUGGUAUCGAAGGUGUAUGUACUCCCUCCGUCCCCAAUUAAAUGUCCCAUUUUACCAUAUUGGGAUGUCCCUAUUUAAAUGUCUCAUACCUCAUUUGGUAAAGUUUGUGUGGCUCAAAAUCAUUCUUACUUUAUUCCUACUUUAUCAAUUAAUAUCAACCACACAAAGCUACUUUUCUUAAAACUCGUAUCACCCUCUUCCGGAACUUUUAAAAGGGGACGGAGGGAGUAUGUGUGUAUGUAUAUAAAGUGAGGCCAAUGAUUGUAGAACGUGAUAUGUACUCUGUAUAUGUUAAAGCAUGCAUUGUUCUGAUGCAGCUACUGGAGGGCCGGUCUGGAGUAGGACGUGCGUGGGAUAGAGGAUCCUCUUUUUCAACAGAGCUGAUCGAGGCAUGCUCCACCUUUAACUUUCCUCCAUCAUCACCCCCCACCCCUACCCCCACAUCAUUUGUUUGUAAUUCUUGUAUCCGUAUUGCUUUACGGGUGGGGUAACUAAUAGUGUAAUUAAUACCAUUAAUUAGGUUUCCAUAUUUAUUAGGUUUCCUAAUGUAUUCAGGACAUAUUUUAUUAUAUAUAUGACACCUAGGGCUACCACAUUGGUAAGCCUUCCCAUUAUUCUCACAUGGUAUCAAGAGCUCUAGGGUUUUAGACAGUCUAAAUUUUUUUUUUGUUCCAUGGAGUUAAAGCAGAUGUUAUCUCACACCAAGAAAAAGGAGAAUCAGUCCAUGGAAGAAUAUGUCCGUGGCAUUCAAACUAUUGCUGACAGCCUGACAAUUUAGCCUCCAUCAAUUCUCCGGUUUCCAAUGCUGAUCUUAUUCAAUAUACUCUUUUAGGCUUAGGGCCGGGUUAUGAAUCACUAGUGGGUCCCCUUACCUUGUUUCCUGAAGGUCUCACUUUCGACAAAUUAGGCACGAAGCUGGUUCAUCAAGAGGCACGCUUACGCUACCAACAGUCCUUGGAACCGUCACUCUCAGCCCCGGCGUUCGCUGCACUUCCACCCGGCGAUCAUCAAUCCCAGCAUUCUGGCCGAGGUCGUGCAGCAUCCUCCAACGACAAUCCGCAACAGCAGCCCGACCAAGGCGGACGUGGUGGCCGGAGAGGACGCGGCAGAGGGCGUGGCCGUGGCCGCUAUCAGCCGCAGCAGCAGUACGGGCAGCCCCAACCGUACUUCGGUCCCGGACAGCAACACUAUCCGCCGGCAGCACAUCCUAGAGGGACAAAUCAACCACAAAAUUGGGGACCUGGUACAGUUUUUUGUAAUACAGUCAUUCAGCUGUAGCUUGUCCGUCUCGUUUUGUUCAAACUCAGGCUCCAGUCUUAGCGAUAUCUACUGGUGAAGCCACGCCAGCCGUUUGGUAUCCCGAUUCCGGUGCUUCCGCUCACAUGACUCCAAAUGAAGGACACAAUUUCGGGGAAGAUGCUCCUCCAAGCUUCUAGUAAUGGCGGUGUUUAUCCUAUCCCUAUCACUCAUUCCUCCCCAGUUGCUCUCAGUUCACAAGCUGCUCCCGGACCAAUUUGGCAUCGUCGUUUGGGCCAUUGUGGAAGUCGUAUCUUAGAUAGAUUAAAAAAAUCUGGCAGUGUUCUUAGUACUUCUAAUUUUUCUCAUGAUUGUAUUUCUUGUCGGUUAGGAAAAUCACAACGAUUACCUUUUCAAGAAGUAUGGCAUAAAUCUACUGCUCCUUUGUUUUUAAUUCAUUCUGAUGUUUGGCAGUCUCC
Cuscuta epithymum is the source of this 2037-nucleotide messenger RNA. Lineage: Eukaryota; Viridiplantae; Streptophyta; Magnoliopsida; Solanales; Convolvulaceae. The record is from the annotation of a GenBank genome assembly.